Messenger RNA from Pteropus alecto (black flying fox), 1164 nucleotides. Its product is annotated as aldo-keto reductase family 1 member C1 homolog. Gene Ontology annotation, biological process: progesterone metabolic process; prostaglandin metabolic process; daunorubicin metabolic process. The coding region runs from base 1 to 975 and encodes 324 amino acids. Gene Ontology annotation, molecular function: aldose reductase (NADPH) activity; bile acid binding; ketosteroid monooxygenase activity. The record is from RefSeq and is a predicted model, not a curated record. The transcript is spliced from 9 exons. NCBI's taxonomy places the organism in Eukaryota, Metazoa, Chordata, Mammalia, Chiroptera, Pteropodidae. Gene Ontology annotation, cellular component: cytosol.
AUGAGUCUAGGAACACACCUUACCAUGAAGCUGAACGACGGACACUUCAUGCCCAUACUGGGGUUUGGCACCUCCGCUGCAACUAAGGUGGCUAAUAGCAAGGUAGAAGAGGCCACCGAGAGAGCCAUCGGCGCUGGCUACCGCCACAUCGACUCGGCCUACAUAUACCAGAAUGAAGAGGAGGUUGGCCGGGCCCUCCAGAAGAAGAUGGCCGACGGCACGGUGACAAGGGACGACCUCUUCUUCACUACGAAGCUGUGGAGCACCUGUCUUCGUCCAGAAUUUGUCCAAACCAUCCUGGAAAGGUCCCUGAAGAAACUUCAGCUGAGCUAUGUGGAUCUUUGCCUUAUUCAUUUUCCAGUAGCUUUGAAGUUUGGGGAAGAGCUCCUUCCGAAGGACACACAGGGCAGACUCAUUUUUGACCAGGUGGACCUGUGUGCCACGUGGGAGGCCAUGGAGCACUGCAAGGAGGCGGGGCUCACCAGGUCCAUCGGGGUGUCCAACUUCAACCGCAGGCAGCUGGAGCUGAUCAUUAACAAGCCCGGGCUCCGGCACAAGCCCGUCUGCAACCAGGUGGAAUGUCACCCGUACCUCAACCAGAGCAAGCUGCUGAACUUCUGCAAGUCCAAGGACAUCGUCCUGGUCGCCUUUGGCGCCCUGGGCUUCGACAUCGAGAAGGAGUGGGUAAUGAAGAACUUCCCGGUUCUCCUGCGGGACCCCGUAAUCAAGGCCAUCGCCGACAAGCACGGGCGGACCCCGGCCCAGGUGGCGCUGCGGUACCAGCUGCAGCGGGGGCUGGUGGUCUUGGCCAAGAGCUUCAACGAGAAGAGAAUGCGGGAGAAUCUCCAGGUUUUUGAUUUCCAGUUGACAGCAGAGGAUAUGGAAACUCUUGACAGCCUCGAUAGGAACGUUCGCUAUUAUCAGCAAACAGACUUCUGCGAUGAUCCGAAUUAUCCGUUUUUUGAUGAAUAUUAACGACAGCAUCUGUGGGCGCUCCCGUUGUUUAUUUCGGUUGAUUAUUGGAGAACAUCGGGAGGAUGAGAAGGUAUUUGGCUUACUCCAUGCCCAGUUGGUCGCAGUACGGCUGGAGUCCCAGGAUCAAGAAAUAAAAGAUUCUAAACCCAGUCUUUUCCCCACAAAGUAAAUAAAGAUAUAUUCAAUCAA